AUGACAAAGGGUACUUCAUCUUUCGGUAAGCGUCAUAAUAAGACGCAUACGUUGUGUCGCCGAUGCGGUCGUUCAUCGUACCAUAUUCAAAAACAUCGUUGCGCAUCAUGUGGUUAUCCAUCUGCUCGUAAGCGUACCUAUCAGUGGUCAGCAAAAGCAAUCAGGCGACAUACGACAGGUACUGGUCGUAUGCGUCAUCUCAAAAUUGUUAGACGUCGAUUCAGAAAUCAUUUUCGUGAAGGAAGCAUAGCAAAGCCAAAAAACCGUCAAGGAACACAACCAACAAAUGCUGUUGCAAUGAGCUAG
Molecule: messenger RNA, 306 nt
Organism: Cercopithifilaria johnstoni
Lineage: Eukaryota; Metazoa; Nematoda; Chromadorea; Rhabditida; Onchocercidae
Source: the annotation of a GenBank genome assembly